Plasmodium vivax (malaria parasite P. vivax) is the source of this 3981-nucleotide messenger RNA. RefSeq lists its product as hypothetical. Lineage: Eukaryota; Apicomplexa; Aconoidasida; Haemosporida; Plasmodiidae. Bases 1 to 3981 code for a protein of 1326 amino acids. The record is from RefSeq and is a predicted model, not a curated record. The transcript has a single exon.
AUGAAAGAGGUAACCACGAACGAGUUAUCCAUGAACGAGUUAGCCAGGAAAGGGACGCCCUCCAAUGGGGCCCCCCCCGACCCGAUCUACGAACUGGGAAACGAAAUAGAAGACCUUUUUGACGAAGAUGUGGAGAACAUCAAAUUCAACGCAGAUGAAAUUUCUUCCUUUUUCCUGAAAAAUAACGAACUCGAAAAUGAAAAGGAAGAAUCGGCAAAUGUUUGUAGCAACCCGGGAGAGGCAAACGGCGUGGGGAGAAAUCCCGAACGCAACAAAAUGGAAAGCCUGUUCGACCCAACCAUCAGUGGACCACACGUCUGCUGUGUAGUCAUUCUGUCCAAAAGAGAAAAUGUCGAAAUUGAGUUUAUCCACCCGGAGAUAUUCGAGCCGCACGAAAAAGAGCACCUAAGUAAGAGGAGGAAAAAAAAACAAAAGAAAGUGAUAACCCCUUUUUGCGUGUGGCACAGAUACAAAGGGGACUGGGUUGAGGAUGUGAAGUUUUUAAUUGAAGAAAGGAUAUAUUUGUUUGGGGAAACCAACACGGGGAAUGUCCUCUGCGAUUUUUACAAUCAAAAGUUGUGCAAAAAUUACAAUGAAUACAAUGUUAUGUAUUCCCCCAGUGGGAACAGGUACUACCUGGUGGGGCUGAAUUAUAUGCAGGACAGCAGUUACAAGGAGAUCCUCACCAUUGCGCAGGUGCCCCACUUCGACUUCAUAUACGCGAGGCUUUGCCCGGCGGUGCGGGCCGCCCUGGGGCGGGAGAGAGCAGCCGGGAGAGCGGCUGGAAGAGCGGCGGGUAGGGCAGCGAGCGGAACAACCGGCACAGCGCAACACAACUCUCAGCACUGCGUGCAAACGGAAGUGGAUACGCAAAAGCAGUACGGCGAGCUGAUCACCUUCGUGGACAGCUUCGCGGCGGAUCGCCCGUUCGAUCAAAUGCAGUUCGACGAUUACUACGCGCAUUUGUCCAAAGACAUAGAACAUAUCAGCAACAUAAAAGUGAAAAACAUUCUGAGCAUUCUCAAAGCAGUGCUGUUGGAAAAAAAAAUCGCCAUUUCAUGUUCAAAGAAAGGAAAUGGAUGCAGAAUGAUGUUGCUCCUCCUUUCCUUCAUUCCUGACAUAAUAAAUUUUGGCUUCAAUGUAAAGGCUUAUCAGGACAAAUUUGAAGAAUGGAUAAACUUAAAGCUCCCUCUCAUUUUAUUUCACGAAAGGUAUGUUCUCCUCCUCCACAUAAAUAACCUGCAGCUAUUCAAUCAAAACACAAAUGGAAAGAACUACUUAAUAUCGACCAGCACGGGGAGCGAUGUGUAUUAUUACGUAAAGAAUAGUGUGGAUGUUUUGUACGAGCUGGACCAUGACGAAGUAAUUUUGAAAAAGGAGAAUUUAAUGAACGUUUUAAGCUUGACAAAAUAUGAAUAUAAUUAUUUGAAGGGUGUUAACUCCAUUUUUCAAUCUUUGAUUAAUUUUUCUUCUCUCUUUUUUGAGACCGCCAAGCAGAGCAGCAUCCCGGGGGGGGGUCAUACCGGGGGGCACUCCACCUCUGCUACUACCCCUGCUACUACCCCUGCUACUACCCCUGCUACUACCUCUGCUAAUGUGCUGGACAGCCGCUCAGGUGCAACGGGCUGCCUCGACGGGGGGAAUGCUAUUGGGUGGCACCCGCAUAGCGAAGUGGAGAGACACACACGAGAUGGAGAAGUGACCCCCGAUUGGGAAACGCCUCCUCAUAGUAGCAACCAUGGGGGCACGCACACGCAUGCUGAUGGGGGGAGGACCCCCCUCGUGGGAGAAGCCCAAGUUGACCCUGCCGGAGAAACACACGAAUACAUUGAUGACGAAGAUGACAUAUGCGUCCUAGACACGAAAUCCGUGAGCUUCCAAAAAGGCGAACGGAAGAAGUUUGGCCAAAUGAGUGAAGCCGAAGAAAGGAACCAAAGCAGCAACACGAAAAAAAACAUACCAAUGAGUGAUCAAUCGGAUAGGUACAUUUCCAACCUGAGGAGCCACUUUCAUGUCUAUUUUAAGAAUUUUUUUAUGGCAAGCAAGGAAAACUACGAAGAGGGGAAAAAGGAGCUGAGAGAACAGUACGAACUGAAUUAUAAUAAUGCCUUUCUCCAAUUAUGGCAAGAAACAGAAAAUUAUAAUUAUUUCAUCGAGAAGGAUUUCAAAAUGAACAAGUUUUUAAAAAUUGCAGAGCAGAAUAACGUCCCAUUUGACAAGCAAAAAAUGGAGGACUACAAAUUUGUGGACGAUUUGUUAAUAAUCGAAAAGAGGGACAACAUAGAGAGAGGAAAAAAUGCGCAAAAAGAUUUAAGGGAUGUCCUACUAAUAUCAUUAAAGGGGUAUGUGUACGAAGGGACUUUUUCCAUUUUAAAAAAUUGCAAAGAAGGGGUAGGCAAAUUUUUGUAUAACAUACACAACAUAACUUUUCACGGAGAAUGGCAAAACGAUCAGAUAAAUGGGUCAGGUCAUUUACUAUACAAUAACAAAUUUAAAUAUUUUGGGAAUUUUAAAAAUAACCUGUUCAGUGGAAAUGGACUCUUUGUUGAUAAUUUGUUAAAUCAAUAUGAAGGGGAAUUUUCAAACGGCUCAUUUAACGGGAAUGGAAAACUUAUCUUUAACAAAAAUACGUACAUAGGCAUUUUUAAAAAUAAUAAUUUAGUAGGGAAGGGGAAAAUAUUGCACAAAAAUGGACUUAUAUAUACGGGAGAAAUUAAAAACUUCCUCCCCCAUGGAUAUGGCUUCCUAUCCUACAACAGUUCGACCGUAUUUGAAGGAUACUUUGUUGAAGGGAAAAAAAAUGGAAAUGGUUUUUUAACCAUAAAUCAGGGCUCCAUUUCGGAGGAAUGUUUCUGUAUUGAGGGGAAGUGGAGCAAUGAUGAACCUGUCUUGAGGAGAAACUUCCAUAUCGUUUUUCCAAACAGGGAUAAAUACGUAGGGAAAAUUUAUUUCCUACCCUCUUGCGAAGAAGCCAACAGGAAGGGGCGAAACAAUCUGUGGAGUGACCACCAUACCAUGUGUCAGCAGAUUCAUCAGCAGCUUUUUGAAGCCAAGCAAUUGAUAGAAAGUCAAAUCGGUUUUGCGACCCAGGCUGGGGGACGAUCCCCCGUUGACAGUACGAAGAACGUGGAGGAGAAACGGGAAAGCACUAGCAAUGAAAUCAUCGGAAACGUUAGGGGCAUCACCUGGAGAGAUAGUGCACACCCCAUUCGCUUUGCGAACGGCGCCGAUUAUGUUAUCCACCACAGCAGUGUCCUUACCACGGCAAGCAGUAAUAACUGCUUAGAAUACCAGCAUUGUGGGGGGGAAAACGCGGGAAGUCAAAUUUUAAAAUGCUACGAUGAAACCCCCAUUUCGACAGAAACGGAAAAGAACGAACAGAGGUAUUCUCUCCCAGGUGAGGACCCCAACCCUGAUCAGGCAAAAGCUAUCAAAAAAAAGGUGCUGAAGGAAAAACUCGAAACUUUCUUAAAAAUGAAGGAAAGAAAAACGCUGAGGAAAUGUUUCGAACUGUUAGACAACCACUGGAUAUGCAACAUAGAACAAAAGCUGAGGAAAAAUAAAGAUGUCGUUGAAUAUUUAAAAAAGAACAAAGUCGUUCUCGUUCCACACAGAGAAGGACUAAGUAUAACUUGUGAUCAGAAAAAAAAAGAAAAUUAUGAUGGGAAAUUUUGCUUAGGUAUGAAACAGGGAUAUGGCAUAUCUGUCUAUGGUGACGCAAACAGAUAUGAAGGUUACUUUCACAGGGGAAUGAAGCAUGGUCAUGGCCUUUUGUACGAAGGGGAUAGCAUAUACCAUGUCCACUUUAGCUACGAUAAGUUAAUUGAGAAGGAGGAAAUUUCACCUGAGCAAGUAAGUCGCUUUAAGCCCCAAAAGGAAGAAGCCCCCAGUGUGAAGAAACGAGGCAAUCACUUUUUAAUAAACCAGUCCUUCUUUCAGUACAGGACGCUUUUGUCCUCCACCGUGUGUCAGUACCUUUGA